AUGGCAGAGGAACUGUCCAACCUCUGUGCAGGGCUACGACUUACAGAGGAAGAGAAGCAAGAAGUCCACGUUCUAGUGGAGGAAGUUCUGUUAUCCAUUGAAAAAAGCAAGAGAUGCUUGGUAGCCCUUGUAGUAGCUGAUAAUGAGGUUAAUAAAGGAGCUUUUCAGGCCACAAUGAGUAAAGCAUGGAAAGUGGAAGGACAGGUCCUUUUCAAGGAACUCGGCUCCAACAAAGUUCUGAUAGGGUUUCAGAAUGUCUAUGAGAAGGAACGAGUCCUGGAGGGAAGGCCUUGGUCUUUUGACAGGUCCCUUGUGUGUUUGUUCAACUGCGAAGGUUGCUUGGCACCGAAGGAUUUUGAAUUUAAUAUCGAACCUUUCUGGCUACAACUGCAUGAUCUACCCUUUGUUAGCAUGAAUAAAACUAUGGGAGAGAAGGUGGGAGCGGCAGCUGGACAGGUUGUUUCAAUAGACGUAGAUGCAGGCGACAUGGCAUGGAGAAGCUAUCUAAGGGUCAGAGUGUCGCUGGACAUAACAAAGCCCCUUAUCCAUGGCAAAGUCUUGAGUAUGGGAGGAAAACGUUAUUGGAUACCUUUCAAGUAUGAAAGGCUACCAAUCUUUUGUUUUCAGUGUGGGGCAAUCAAGCAUGAAGCACUGUCUUGCUCAAGAUCUCACUUGGGUGGAAAACCACGAGAGGAAGCUGCAAUGCAGUAUGGAUCCUGGCUUAGAGCCAGCUCCCAGUAG
Molecule: messenger RNA, 741 nt
Organism: Carya illinoinensis
Lineage: Eukaryota; Viridiplantae; Streptophyta; Magnoliopsida; Fagales; Juglandaceae
Exons: 1
Coding region: 1-741 (246 amino acids)
Source: RefSeq, a predicted model, not a curated record